CAGCGGCCGGGACUCGGGCCGCCGCCGCCGCCGCCGCCGCCGCCGUCGCCGCCACCGCGGGCGUGUCCAGGGCUGGCCUCGGGCCUCGGCCCCCUCGGUCGGCGCUGUCCCUUUGUCUGGGCUCCCCCUCCAACCCCGCCUAGCUGCUGUCACGGGGCUCACAGUGGUGGCCCCCGCCCUGGCCGGCAGGCCGCCCCCGGAACGGCAGUGCAGACCGCGGCCAGACUGGAGGAUUCCGCAGCCCUAGUUCACCCCCGCUGUGAACCGGAUCGCCAGUGGCGCCCCUUGCGUCCCCGGUGAGGAAACGAGACGCAGAGAGGACAGAGCUGUGCAGGAGGCUACUCACGCAUCCAUCCGCCCAUCCACCCACCCACCAAAUCCUCGUUGAGCACCUACCACGAAGUGCUAGGUCCUGGGGUUACCGUUGUGUGUUUUCUGGAAGGGAAGAAACGGAACAAGCUUGGAAAGCCAGAAGCCAAGUCUGGAAGUCUGGAGGGCUUGAAAACACAGACUUGGAGGGCGAGUCAUCCUAAGAAUUAGCGAUUCAACACCCCAUUAGGAACUUCCUUAGCAAACCCGAGAAAGAGAUCAGGCAAGACUUGUGCUGGGCAGACCCUUUGGAGUGAGGCUUUCUGUGCCGGGCAGGUAUUCCCUCUUAGUCCUCGAUCCGCUGCAGCUAAUCAGUAACCAAGGACCAUGUGACCACUGCUCACAGAGACUUGAUCAGGCAGGUGAUGAUGGUGAAUUAAAGGAAUACGACCUCCCAAGAUGGUGGAACUGGAACUGAGGAGGUAUUGAUUGCAAAGUAUUAUUCCUGAAAAAUUAGAAUCUUACACUUUCAAGAGAACUCCACAGAGGCGUUUCCCAGGAAGUCAAAAUUUAAAAAGCUCCUCUGAAGAGAAAGAGAAGAUUCAACAGGCCACUGUGAUGUUUCAAGCAAGAGAAAAUGAGGAGAAAGACAAGAAAUUUCAGGCAUAAGACAGUUAAAGACAAUAAAACACUUACGGAAGUAAGUGAGCAAGAAUCUGAAAAAGAUGGUAGUCAGUGCUUGGAUCCUAUAACAAGCAGGAGAAUUCAGGCUGAAAAGAAACAGUAUGUAUGUACUGAGUGUGGGAAAGCUUUUAGUCAGAGUGCAAACCUUACAGUGCAUGAGAGAAUCCACACAGGAGAGAAACCCUAUAAGUGUAAGGAGUGUGGAAAAGCCUUCAGUCAUAGCUCCAACCUUGUUGUUCAUCGGAGAAUCCACACUGGACUGAAGCCCUACACAUGCAGUGAAUGUGGGAAAUCUUUCAGUGGUAAGUCACACCUCAUUCGGCACCAGGGAAUCCAUAGUGGGGAAAAAACGUAUGAAUGUAAGGAGUGUGGGAAAGCCUUUAGUCGGAGUUCAGGUCUUAUUUCACAUCAUAGAGUUCACACUGGGGAGAAGCCCUACACUUGUAUUGAAUGUGGGAAAGCCUUUAGCCGUAGUUCAAAUCUUACUCAACAUCAAAGAAUGCACAAAGGAAAAAAAGUUUACAAAUGUAAGGAGUGUGGGAAAACAUGUGUUUCUAAUACAAAGAUUAUAGACCAUCAGAGAAUCCACACAGGGGAGAAGCCUUACGAGUGUGAUGAGUGUGGAAAAACUUUCAUUUUAAGGAAGACCCUUAGUGAACAUCAGAGACUCCACCGUAGAGAGAAACCUUACAAAUGUAAUGAAUGUGGGAAAGCUUUUACUUCUAAUCGAAACCUUAUUGAUCAUCAGAGAGUUCACACUGGAGAGAAACCCUAUAAAUGUAACGAAUGUGGAAAAACCUUCAGGCAGACUUCUCAAGUUAUUCUACAUUUGAGAACCCAUACUAAGGAGAAACCCUAUAAAUGUAGUGAGUGUGGGAAAGCCUAUCGUUACAGCUCGCAGCUUAUUCAACACCAGAGAAAACAUAAUGAGGAGAAAGAAAUCUCAUAAAUAAAAUAUAUUGUUGGUAGUAGUCCUAAUUGCUACAUUUUGUAAAAGCAAUUUUUCAUUAUUAUCAACUUAAUUCAGUUUUUAAGACUCCAUGCAGGGAAAGUAACCAGAAACAAAGAUUAACAGAGGGAUAUUCAUGCCAGCAUCAUAUAUAACAAGGAAGAGAACUAGAUUUUCAAUAGGACGUGGUUUAAAUGAAUGAUAGUCUAUCUACUUGAUGGUUUUGCAGCCAUUAUAUAAACAUCUUUAAAGAAUAUUUAAUGCCAUGGGGAAAAAAUUUGUAUAAUACAGAAGAUAGAGAAAAAACAAGUUUGAUCCAAAUAUCUGAAAAGCAGUUACAUAUAGUAGAGAAAUGGUUAUGAAAUAAUACCAAACCAAAACAUUGACAGUGAUUAUCAUUGGGUGAUAGAAUUAUAGGCUAUUUCUAUUUUCUUCUUUAUACUUUUCUAUGCAUUUUAGAUUUUCUACAAUGAGAACAUACUACUUUUAUAUUCAGGAAAGAAGUACA
Nyctereutes procyonoides (raccoon dog) is the source of this 2450-nucleotide messenger RNA. It is a transcript of the gene ZNF660, whose product is annotated as zinc finger protein 660. Lineage: Eukaryota; Metazoa; Chordata; Mammalia; Carnivora; Canidae. Gene Ontology annotation, biological process: regulation of transcription by RNA polymerase II. Bases 947 to 1942 code for a protein of 331 amino acids. The transcript is spliced from 4 exons. The record is from RefSeq and is a predicted model, not a curated record. Gene Ontology annotation, molecular function: DNA-binding transcription factor activity, RNA polymerase II-specific; RNA polymerase II cis-regulatory region sequence-specific DNA binding.